AUGUUAGUGUCACAUAUGGCACGCGACCUAGUUUCGCUCACGCACUCAGCGCGUGGUACCGCCGACGUAAGCAGCAAUGGGCUUCCGCCCAACUGCCCGCCUGACGGUUUCGGCCUUCCACGUAAGAAGCUAACAGCAGCACUGCAACAGUAUUUUUACAACAACUCGGGCAGCUGCGCGCAGCAGACGUCGUUUUUUGCCGGGCAGCCCGUGUUGUCGGUGGGGGUGGGGUACGCCGUGGUGCUGGGCUUUGGCGCUUUCUUUGCCGUCUUCACCUCCUGGCUCGUGUGGCUGGAUAAACGAUACGUGGGCACAAGGCAGAGCAGCGAGUGGUUCAAUACAGCGGGCAGGAACGUGAAGACGGGGCUUAUAGCGAGUGUGAUUGUAUCGCAGUGGACAUGGGCCGCCACCAUUCUGCAAUCCUCCAAUGUCGCCUUCCAAAACGGAGUGAGCGGGCCGUUCUGGUAUGCCAGCGGGGCAACGGUGCAGGUGCUGCUGUUCGGCAUCAUCGCAGUGGAAAUCAAACGCAAGGCCCCCAACGCCCACACUGUCUGCGAAAUUGUCCGCGCCAGAUGGGGUACAGCGGCGCACGUCUGUUUCCUCUUCUUCUGCUUUCUCACCAACACCAUCGUCACAGCCAUGCUCGUGUUGGGGGGAGCAGCAGUGGUCACUGCUCUCACGGGUCUCAAUGUGUACCUUGCCUCGUUUCUGGCGCCCAUUGGAGUCAUCUUCUACACGCUCGCAGGAGGCCUCAAGGCCACCUUCCUGGCGUCAUACAUCCACAGCGCCAUCGUGCAUGGCAUCCUUGUAACCUUCGUUCUGCUUGUCUACUGGUUCAGUGGCCACCUCGGCUCCCCUGCUGCUGUGUUUAACGGCCUCGAAUUCGCUGCCAGCCCAACAAGGGAUUGCCGGCUCACCAACCCCGGGCAGGUGAGGCCUUAA
Molecule: messenger RNA, 942 nt
Organism: Closterium sp. Yama58-4
Lineage: Eukaryota; Viridiplantae; Streptophyta; Zygnematophyceae; Desmidiales; Closteriaceae
Source: the annotation of a GenBank genome assembly